This is a messenger RNA of Hibiscus syriacus, 1576 nucleotides long. Its product is annotated as ribulose bisphosphate carboxylase/oxygenase activase 2, chloroplastic-like. The record is from RefSeq and is a predicted model, not a curated record. Gene Ontology annotation, molecular function: ATP binding; ATP hydrolysis activity; ribulose-1,5-bisphosphate carboxylase/oxygenase activator activity. Gene Ontology annotation, cellular component: thylakoid; chloroplast stroma. The transcript has 6 exons. Lineage: Eukaryota; Viridiplantae; Streptophyta; Magnoliopsida; Malvales; Malvaceae. Bases 86 to 1393 code for a protein of 435 amino acids.
CAUAGCAAUCCUUAUAGCUCGUCGCCAUUUUCUCCCAAGUUUGUCAUUAUCACUUAACAUUUUACAGUUCAUUCUCCUGUCUCCGAUGGCGGCUUCUGUCUCCACCGUAGGUGCUGUUAACCGAGUGCCGUUGAAUUUGAAUGGCUCCGGUGCCGGAUCCUCGAUUCCGAGCUCGGCUUUCAUGGGGAACAGCUUGAAGAAAGUGAGUCCGAGGUUCAACAAGGUUCCGUCGGGGAGUUUCAAGGUUGUGGCGGCCAAAGAGGUCGAAGAGAGCAAGCAGACCGACCAAGACCGAUGGAGGGGACUGGCUAACGAUAUUUCUGACGACCAACAAGACAUCACUCGAGGGAAAGGAAUGGUUGAUUCCCUCUUCCAAGCUCCCAUGAAUGAUGGAACUCACUAUGCUGUCAUGAGUUCCUAUGAAUACAUCAGCCAAGGGCUUAAACAGUACAACUUGGACAACAACAUGGAUGGGUUCUACAUUGCCCCAGCGUUCAUGGACAAACUUCUUGUUCACAUAACCAAGAACUUCAUGACCCUCCCCAACAUUAAGGUUCCUCUCAUCUUGGGUAUUUGGGGAGGAAAAGGUCAAGGAAAAUCAUUCCAAUGUGAGCUCGUAUUUGCCAAGAUGGGAAUCAACCCCAUCAUGAUGAGUGCCGGAGAAUUGGAAAGCGGGAACGCCGGAGAACCGGCUAAGUUAAUCAGGCAGAGGUACCGUGAGGCCGCUGACAUCAUCAGAAAGGGAAAAAUGUGCUGCCUCUUCAUCAACGAUCUCGACGCUGGUGCCGGUCGUAUGGGAGGAACGACACAGUACACGGUGAACAACCAGAUGGUAAACGCCACACUCAUGAACAUCGCCGAUAACCCGACAAAUGUCCAGCUCCCUGGAAUGUACAACAAGGAAGAAAACCCUCGUGUCCCGAUCAUUGUCACCGGUAACGAUUUCUCGACGCUGUAUGCGCCACUCAUCCGUGAUGGUCGUAUGGAGAAGUUCUACUGGGCACCUACUAGGGAUGACAGGAUCGGUGUUUGCACUGGUAUUUUUAGGACCGACGGUAUUCCCCAAGAAGACAUUAUCAAGCUUGUUGACACAUUCCCUGGUCAAUCCAUUGACUUUUUCGGUGCUGUGAGGGCCAGAGUUUACGAUGACGAAGUAAGGAACUGGAUCGGAGACACUGGAGUCUCCAGCAUCGGUAAGAAGCUCGUGAACUCGAGGGAAGGGCCACCGACAUUCGAGCAACCGAAGAUGACCAUCGAGAAGCUGUUGGAAUAUGGAAACAUGCUUGUCAAGGAGCAAGAGAAUGUGAAGAGAGUUCAAUUGGCUGACAAAUACUUAAGUGAAGCUGCUCUUGGAGAUGCUAAUGCAGAUGCCAUCAACAGAGGAGCUUUCUGAAUGGGAAACUAAGCAAAAGCUUAGGGUCUUUUCUGGGGAAAAUAUAUGGGGUUCAAAGCGAUGUGGGAUAAUUUUCAUGAAUUUUGUUUUCCUUUUGUUUUAAGUGGAUUUGUAUACUCUAUUUUUGUCUUAUAAAUCUCCACUUUCUUUUGUCUUAAAAACAAUGUGUUGCGUUUAUCGUGA